Messenger RNA from Priapulus caudatus, 867 nucleotides. RefSeq names its product vitamin K-dependent protein C-like. The coding region runs from base 56 to 691 and encodes 211 amino acids. Gene Ontology annotation, molecular function: serine-type endopeptidase activity. Gene Ontology annotation, biological process: proteolysis. The transcript is spliced from 5 exons. The record is from RefSeq and is a predicted model, not a curated record. Lineage: Eukaryota; Metazoa; Priapulida; Priapulimorpha; Priapulimorphida; Priapulidae.
GGCAGCCAUCAUCAGAUACGGGGAGUUCAUCUGUGGAGGGUCGCUCAUCCAUAAUAUGUUUAUAUUGACGGCCGCACACUGCGUGCAAGGGUUUGAGGACGUGCCGGAUUUCUUCACAGUGCGACUUGGCAGUUCGGCCUACGAAACGAGCACGGUGUCCCUCGUGGAGCGCAUCAUCGUGCACCCUCGCUACUCGUCGGCGACGUUUCAGAAUGACGUCGCACUGCUGCAGCUGAUGGCUCCGGUCACGUACACGGACAGCAUCAAGCCGGCCGUACUCGCGCCCAUCACCAUAAACACGGGCAAGCGAGCAGAGGCGGCAGAGUAUGCGGGCAUGGAGGCAACCGUCAGCGGCUGGGGAAGGACCGACGUGAAGGCGACAGCCGACGUACUGCAGAAGAUAGACCUGACCAUGCUCAGCAACGACGACUGCCGCGACUACUACUCCCGCAAUUCCAUCAAGAGCUCAAUGCUGUGCGCGGGCCGCCUCACCGAUGACGUCUACUCCGGACCCUGCUACGGCGACUCUGGCGGGCCGAUGGUGACGUCACUGAGCGGACUUCCCGUGCAGGUUGGUAUCGUGUCGUGGGGAGAGGGCUGCCUAAGACCCUACCCUUCGGUGUUCACCCGCGUCUCCUCGUUCAGAGAAUGGAUAUCGGCCGCCAUAGUCGACGCGCUCGUCGCAGGAUAGUUGUCCGCCAUCUUUGAGUCACUGGUGGAGUGGUGGACAUCAGCCAUUGUUGAGUGACGCACUGUAUGAGGGGUUGACAACUGCGCAAGACAUUUAUGACAUCGCCUGUUCUUGGAACUAUAACUAUAUAUAUAUAUAUAUAUAUAUAUAGAGAGAGAGAGAGAGAGAGAGAGAGA